UUGCUCUCUUCACCCAAACCGAGAGGCGGUUCUAUUUCUUCCCCUCUUUUUCUCUUCCUCUUCUCUCGUUUCCGGUCCACCGUCGACUUUCCUCGAUCCUGGGAAUUUUACCCCAAAGUCAUGACGGAUCAUCAACACCCUCAUACCGAGGAGACCCCGGUCGAUAAGGGUCCGAUGAUCGCGGAGAGCAUGUCACCAUCCGAGGCAAGCUCCUCUUCCUACACAGCUGGCGCGGAGAAGCCUGACGCUGUCAAAGUCCCCUCACGCACCUCACACGACCAACUUCCCGUUGAAACAGAGAAAGGCGAUGAUGGGACGCUAGAAGAUCAUGCUGUCGCUGCUGCGAGCAGCGCACCGCUGGACCGGGUGCCGUCUCAGGCACAGAAGCUGGGCAAGAAGAAGAUCUUGGUCGUUAUGACGGCUCUCUGCUUGGCCCUGUUCUUGGCAGCUCUAGAUAUGACUAUCGUCUCGACAGCGCUACCGACAAUCGCGAACCACUUCCAUGCAUCGGAAGGCGGAUACUCAUGGAUUGCCUCCUCUUACAUGCUGGCCAACGCAGCCUGUGUACCCCUCUGGGGAAAGAUUAGUGAUGUCUGGGGCCGCAAGAAAAUCAUUCUGAUUGCCAACUUCCUGUUCCUGGUGGGGAGUCUGAUCUGCGCGCUGGCUGUGAACCUACCCAUGAUCAUCGCCGGCAGAGCGAUUCAGGGAGCCGGUGGCGGUGGAAUCAUCGUCUUAGCUAAUAUUUGCGUGACGGAUUUGUUCAGUGUCAGGGAGCGCCCAAUGUAUUAUGGUCUCUUCGGCUCCACCUGGGCCAUUGCAGGCGCCUUGGGUCCUAUCAUCGGUGGUGCUUUCACUACCAGCGUGACCUGGCGGUGGUGCUUCUACAUCAACUUGCCCAUCGGCGGCUUCUCAUUCGUCAUCCUCGUGUUCUACCUCAAGAUCGAAGCCAGCAAAGUACCCCUUCUCGCAGGAAUGCGUUCUAUCGACUGGUCAGGCACCUUCCUCAUGAUCGGCGGCACGCUCAUGUUCCUUUUCGGCCUAGAAUUUGGCGGCGUCAGCUACCCAUGGGCAUCGGCCACAGUGAUCUGCUUGAUCAUUUUCGGUUUGGUGACGUGGGUGGUCGCCUUCAUCAACGAAUGGAAGAUCGCGCGCUACCCAGUGAUUCCUAUCCGGUUGUUCAACAACUUUCACAACGUGCUUAUGCUCCUGAUCAACUUCUGCCACAGCUUCGUCUUCAUCUCAGGCUCCUACUACCUCCCUCUCUACUUUCAGACGGUACUCCUCGCAUCGCCGAUCCUCAGCGGUGUCUACGUGCUUCCGACCGUGCUCAGUCUCUCCUUUGUCUCCGCAGCCACAGGCGUCGUCAUUAAGAAGACGGGCCGCUACCGCGAGCUCAUCAUCGGCGGUCUUCUCCUGAUGACGAUCGGCUACGGCCUCUUCAUCGACCUGAAGGCCUACGCCAGCUGGCCGCGUAUUAUCAUCUACCAGAUCAUCGGUGGCAUCGGCACCGGCCCGCUCUUCCAGUCGCCGCUCGUCGCCCUACAAGCCAACAUCCACCCCACCGAUAUGGCUGCUGGUACCGCGACCUUUGGCUUCAUGCGGCAGGUCUCCGCCGCCAUCUCGAUCGUCCUCGGUACUGUCAUCUAUCAGAACGUCUUCGCCGGCCGCAUGCCGCAGAUCACCGCUGCCGUCGGCGCCGAAACCGCCCACACCAUUGCCUCCUCCUUCAGCGGCUCCCAGGGCGAUCUCCUGCGCUCUCUGCCCAAGGCCGAGCGUCAGGUCGUCCUCGACGCCUACACGACCGCCUUCAGCCGCAUGUGGAUCUUCUACUGCGCCAUCGCCGCUCUCGGUCUGGCGCUGAGCUUGCUCAUCCGGCCCGUCACCCUGAGCAAUAAUCACACCAUCGCCAAGACCGGCCUCGAGGAACAGGAGAAGGCCCGCAAGGCUGUGCUGGAGGCUCAAAAGCAGCAACAACAACAACGGUCCGGUGACCUCAGGUCCAAGGAGGAGGUUUAGAUCCUCCUCGCCCCGUCUAUUACCUGCAUAUAUCGCCUCCUGCGAGAGAAACCCCUAGCGAACGGAACAGUGGUGUGAUAACCCUCACACCAGGGAUUAGAACAAACCCCUCCAAAAAUCGGAGCUUAUAUCCCUCCAACAUUUUAAUGUCUACAACAUAUUUCAUCCUUACCCUCCCCCGCCUUCCUUGUCCCGGGCACUGAAACCUUCACAAGCAAAAAGCAAACCUGGGUCUACAUUAUCAUUUUCUGAAUAUACCUGAGGUGAAAGAAGGAAAUGGCGGAUUAUAGGAGGGGAAGGGGGGUGGUUUUCCCCUGUCUUCAUCUUUUCAUUGCAUUGCAUUGCACUUUGAUUCCCACGAGAAAACCGGCAGCAGCAUUUCCAGCAUCAUGCGAGAGAGUUUCAUGUUUUACCUUAUUUACCCACAUAUCUAUCUCAGAAUCUUACUGAAACUACACGAAGAAUCAUGUCUAUACU
Molecule: messenger RNA, 2493 nt
Organism: Aspergillus saccharolyticus JOP 1030-1
Lineage: Eukaryota; Fungi; Ascomycota; Eurotiomycetes; Eurotiales; Aspergillaceae
Product: MDR family MFS transporter
Exons: 5
Coding region: 121-2016 (631 amino acids)
Biological process (GO): transmembrane transport
Cellular component (GO): membrane
Molecular function (GO): transmembrane transporter activity
Source: RefSeq, a predicted model, not a curated record